UAUCCAGAUACUAGAGCUCCCACUCCCGCUUUCGCUCCCGCUCCCUCCGACAAUGCGCACUUCCACUCUGUUCAUCGUGGGCCUUUUACUGGCGAUGUGUUUGGUGGUGGUUCUGGGCGCCACCCAAAGGUGCAAGGGAAAGCCACCUACCCCAAAAUGCGAUGGAGUGAAGGAUCACGGAAACAACAGCAAACGGAAGUGCAAAAAGAAUGCCAACGGCGCCAUGUGGCACUAUAACGGACUAAACAAAACGUGCACUCAAAUGGACUACAAGGGGUGUGCGGGUAAUGCGAACCGGUGGUGCAACAAGCAGGCAUGCGAGACAGCAUGUCGAAGGUGAAUCUAGUCGAAGGUGCUGCUAAAAGCGUGAAUAAAUAAUUUAGUUUAAAAAUUAUACUUCAAAUAAUUAUAUUAUUUUGAGGCCGGAACUCUGUGGAGUUUCCUGGAGCUUUAAACAGUUCAAA
Messenger RNA from Drosophila obscura, 464 nucleotides. Its product is annotated as kunitz-type serine protease inhibitor textilinin-5. Gene Ontology annotation, molecular function: serine-type endopeptidase inhibitor activity. The record is from RefSeq and is a predicted model, not a curated record. The coding region runs from base 53 to 340 and encodes 95 amino acids. The transcript is spliced from 2 exons. Lineage: Eukaryota; Metazoa; Arthropoda; Insecta; Diptera; Drosophilidae.